Messenger RNA from Lepisosteus oculatus (spotted gar), 6547 nucleotides. The record is from RefSeq and is a predicted model, not a curated record. NCBI's taxonomy places the organism in Eukaryota, Metazoa, Chordata, Actinopteri, Semionotiformes, Lepisosteidae.
GCAUGCGUAGAGCAUUAUGUUGUAGUAUUCGUAUGAUACGUUGAUGGAUUUUCUGAAAACGAGUUGAAAAGAUAACCUUGGUUUAUUUUAAAGGUUAUGUUUUGAGUCUUCGUUGUUUUCAGCGUACACCAACAGGUAAACGUCAGUUACGUAUAAAAUUUGAUUUGGUUAAGGUUACAACAUUUUUAGUUAAUGCACGAAUAAUAUGCGGAUAUUAUGUAACUCACUAUUUAGUUUUUUGUAUUUUAAUUUGAAAUCAGAUAACGCUUUUUUUUUUCAUUUUAGUUUUUUAUCUGUUCUUGAACAUUGGCAAUGAAUGUCACCGGUAUCAUCCAACAUUUAUAGCGACUAACUAGGAAACGACCAUCUGUGUUCUUCAUGUUGGCUCUGAAAGGCUCAAUGUACAGUACUUAAUGCCGGGUUGUUUCUUGAGCCAAAAUGGUGGCAGUUUCUUAAAGUAUGAGACAACUUUGCGUAGAUCCGUAGAAACAUUUGAGACGUCUCAAAGUGCAUUGCGUAAGAGGAAGUUUGACAUCAAUGAGUGGAACCGCACCUGAGACGUAGCAGAUGGGAAGUCGUACCUGGCAGUCCGACACAUCAGCAGCGGCCAGAAAAUAAAACCAGUUUGAGAGCGGUGUCCUUCAGGUGGCAGUGUGUUCAACGUUCAACUUAUAAGAAUGCUCCGAGAUAUUUUCUCUACCCAAGCCUUUGGAUUGUGGGUGACUUGGAACUAAGGAGACUCCCAAACAUGGGGAGGAUCAGUUUCUCCUGUCUCUUCCCUGCUUCCUGGCACUUCAGCCUUUCCCCUGUGGGCCUGCCUCGCCUGCCCUGCCUCUCUCUCAGGCAGUUCCUGUUCUUGGUGCUGCUGGUGGGCACACUGUGUGUGCUGUAUCUGCUGCUGGUCCUGGGCAAGGGCAAGCACAGCUGGCUGCACAGGGACAAGCAGUUCCACAGGUAUCUGGCCCGAGUGACCGAUGUGGAGGCCACAGAUACUGGGAACCCGAACCUCAAUUACGGCAUCGUGGUGGACUGUGGCAGCAGUGGCUCCCGCGUGUUUGUGUACUGCUGGCCCCGGCACAACGGCAACCCUCACGACCUGCUGGACAUCCGCCAGAUGAGAGACCAGAACAGGAAGCCCGUCGUGAUGAAGAUCAAGCCAGGCAUCUCUGAAUUAGCCACAGCUCCAGAAAAAGCCAGUGAUUAUAUUUACCCCUUGCUGAGCUUUGCUGCACAGCACAUUCCCAAGAGCAAGCACCAGGAAACCCCUCUUUAUAUCCUCUGUACUGCAGGAAUGAGAGUCCUGCCUGAGAGUCAACAGGAAGCCCUGCUCGAAGAUCUGCGGACUGAUAUUCCCGUGCAUUUCAACUUCCUGUUCUCUGAUUCCCAUGUGGAAGUGAUAUCGGGGAAACAAGAGGGUGUCUAUGCGUGGAUUGGCAUCAACUUUGUUCUUGGAAGAUUUGAUCACAUAGAAGAUGAAGAGGAGGCUCUAGUGGAGGUGCAGGUCCCUGGCAGUGACCACCAGGAGGCGCUAGUCCGCAAGAGGACAGCAGGUGUGCUGGACAUGGGAGGUGUCUCCACGCAGAUCGCGUACGAAGUGCCCCAAACUGUAAGCUUUGCCUCUUCACAGCAGGAGGAAGUGGCCAAGAACCUGCUGGCAGAGUUUAACCUGGGCUGCGACGCACACCGCACAGAGCAUGUGUACCGUGUGUACGUCUCCACCUUCCUGGGGUUUGGGGGUAACGCAGCCAGGCAGAGAUACGAGGAGAGCAUCGUGAGCAAGACCUUAAUGGAGAACAGGCUGCUGGGGAGACACGUGGGCGAGUCGUCGGAGACUCCUUUCUUGGACCCGUGCCUGCCGCUGGAUCUGGAGGACAAGAUCGAGCAUGGAGGGCAGAGCCUGUUCCUGCGGGGCACUGGCGACUUCGACCGCUGCCAGCUGGUCCUGCAGCCCUUCAUGAACAAGACCAAUGAGACCCAGACCUCUCUCAACGGUGUCUACCAGCCACCCAUUGACUACCAGAAUAGCCAGUUCUAUGGGUUCUCGGAGUUUUACUACUGCACUGAGGAUGUGCUGCGCAUGGGCGGCGAUUAUAACGCCACCAAGUACUCUCGUGCUGCCAAGAGUUACUGUACCACCAAGUGGAAAACCCUGAGGGAGAGGUUUGAUCGGGGUCUGUACGCCUCUCAUGCAGACCUGCACAGACUUAAGUACCAGUGUUUUAAGUCAGCUUGGAUGUACGCAGUGUUUCACUUGGGGUUCUCCUUCCCAACGGAAUACAGAAACAUGAAGACAGCCCUGCUGGUCUAUGACAAGGAGGUGCAGUGGACCCUGGGUGCCAUCCUCUACAGAACACGGUUCCUUCCCUUGAGUGCUGCUGUCCAUCCUCCUCUACCUGCUCCGCCUGCGGCGAAUCCAUCGUCGCAUGCUGCGCAACGGGCUCUCCUCCUCUUCCUCAUCUUCCACGCUGUGGCUAGAAGAAGGGCGGGGUGCUUCCGCGAUCCCCGUCACUCUCUAAGACCCCCGCUCAGGUACAGGGGUUCAGCCAGCGUGGCCUUGAGAGAUCCAAGCCUUCGCAAGAAGAAAAGAACAGCUGCUUUUCAAAGUAUUGACCCCCAACACCGGAGAUCUCACGAGGGUCCGUUUCCCUGGAGCAGACCACCAGUUAAUGUGAUAACACUGCCCUGGGCUCAUGGAAUGCUGAAGACUGCAUAAAUAACAAGCUCUACACUGCUGGGAUGGAACAGGACUACUACUAAGUGUUGUGUUUCAUUCUUUCGAUAAAGUAAGCAAUGUGAAAUUUUUUUAAUGUAUUUAUAUAUUGUGAAGAUUAAGUCAGUCUUUUGUUUCUUUUCCAUCAAUACAUAAGCAAAGCAAACAACAGUCCAGCAGUCGACUGUCUGCCACCCUGCACGCACUCCCCACCCCCCAUCCAAAAGAUAAAGAGGGUGCUGACAGGCUGUGUGCCCAUGUGAGAGCACGCAGUGCAGUGACUUGGGAGGAUUGGUAAACGAGCAGAAUAAGCCUUGAGUUGGCUUCAGUUGUGUAAUUUUCACGAGAUAGUUGCAAAGCAGUAGUGUCCGUCCUUAACUAAAUACAGGUUUUGAAUGCUAACAAAAAGCGCUGUGCGAGUAUUAAACCUGAUUUAAAAAGUUAAAAUCUUUGCUGCUAAGCCAAGCUUUUGCGAAUGGCUAACCGAUUACCAGUAAGAGUGGACUGCUGCACUUUAUCCUUGUUCCCAUUAUGACUGCCAGAAAUAAAAAGUCCAGAUCUGUGCAGCAAGAUUGCUGCAAGACUAUCAUUUUUAUUUGGUCAUUUGCACCUUAAUAUUUGACGUUCAUAGCCCAUUUUAAAUAGCGUUUUUGUGUGGGAUAAUGUGAUCCGCCUGUAGCAUUCAGAGUUGGCUAAUGGAGGGAACAUCAGAGCACAUGGGGUUAAAUCCUGGAAGAUCAGCCUUUAAAAAGAGAUUGAAACCCACAACUCAAAAAAUGAAACUAAAAAUGAGAAGAUUUCAUCCUUUUAAGGGUAAAUUGAAAUUAAUCUUUAAAAAAAUCACACACAGUAUAGGAUUUCUGAUGGCCUGGGACAGAUUUGAGUUGACAGUUUGCAUUGUGCAAUAAUUUCUUUUUUUAGGUGGAUACAAGGAAAACCAACUCACUUUCUUGAUACUUGAAAAUAAGAGAGACUAAUAAAAGACAGCAAAAAUUGUGCAGGUCAUCAGUGUUAAUCAGGUGAAAGCAGAUGUAUGCUACUUAUGUAUAUACUGUCACAGCCAGUUCAGGACAUUUUUUACCUACCUUCUUAAAUUUUCAGUUUCUCUCAUUGCAAAUAUGUUUGUGUUACAGGAAGGCAGUUAAUGCACCCAUCAUCAUUUAAAAAUGCACUGCUUAUAAUUAUAUUUUUAGAUAUAAAUAUGAGACAUACACCUGUAUUUAAAAAGUAGGAAUUUAGAACGCUGAAAUAGCUACAUCAGGCAAUACCUGAUGUAAAUGUUGAGUAUUUUCUCUUUAUGCUGCAUCUAUGUAAUUACAUGCUGCUUCAUGCAUGUAAUUACACAUUUCAGGAUUGGAUGUAUUUGACCUUGAUUUUAAAACACUGAACAAUAUAAUACACUGUCACAUUUGAAACUUGACUUUUACGUUAUUUUUAAGGUCAAAUAUUUCUGACAACGUUUACUUCAACUUUAUUUUAAGAAUAAGGUACACCAGAUUGGUUUAGCCUUCCUGAGAACAUUUUUAAAAGACCGCAAUGAUGAUUAUUUAAAGUUUGGAGGCAUUCAUGAUUUAUUUUAAUCAUACUUUUUCUUGAUUUUGGGUUUCAGUGUGUAAUUUGAAAAAAAAAGAUUUUAAAGAGAUGUUUAACUGUUAAAAUCUGUAAAUAAGAGGAUUGAACCUUAAUUGCCAUCAGGCUUAUCUCCUCACAAAAAUCCUCUUCCGUUCACUAGUUUUAGCUAAGUGCUUAAUUGAAUACAAAGGUAUGUUGAAAAGUGAAAUAGAUUCCUCAUUUUUAAAAUGACUAGCGGCACAUGGUUUUCAUGUAUUUGCCUGGAGCCGACAACUUGUGAUCUGUACUUCAGUUGAGACUUUCUUGAAACAUAAGCUUUCUUGAAAAUGUUCCAUCUGUCACCUUAUGGUUUUGAAAUGCGGAUUCUUUUAUUCCUUAGUUCAAGAUUUUGCAGUGGCCUUUCAACCGAUAAAAAUUCAAGAUGCUUGUCACGGUUUCAGAAGCGUAGAAUGUAGCUUACAAAGCAUACAGGCGUUGCAAUUGGGGCAGAGUUGAAGAACUACAAAUCGCCCUGGGGUAAUGAUGUAGCCAAAGACUUGAAACCUUACUGUAAAUAAAGGUGAUAAGGAUCUCCAUGGGAGAGAGGUGUUAAAUGACCGCUUCUCUGCUGCAAAAUACAGGAGUUUGCUCCAUCACAGUAUGACGGUGGUUUUUAAAAUGGUGCGAUAUGAAACUAGGUUUAAAAAAAUUGAGGGGAAUUUCGGGAUGGCCUGCAGUUUGUUCAGAUUAGUUUGUUUUUUUUUCCAUAAUGCAAGCAUGCUAACUGGUGCCCUUGUGAAAAGUGUUGCUUUUGUGUUUUGUGGAACUAGGCUCUUGUUAGCCAUUUAACUGGAAACACAAAGAAAAUGAGAGGAGACCGUUUGGUCUGUCUAGGUAAUUGGUCUCUACCUGUGAAGCCAUGUGAGAAAAUGAUCAUCUGUAGUCUGACUUCAGAUCACUUUGACUAACUCUGUCGCAUGUCAUUCUUAAUUUUAAGUUGGCAUGCUGUCAACUCAAAUCCAGUUUUUCUACUAUUAAUUUGUCAUUGAUGUAUUUUUCCACUUUGAUAAAUACUGGUGAAAUAAUAUAACUUUCAACUUUUCACUGUCUUUUUUCAUGAAAAUCAGAAGUGCCAGGAUUGCUCUGUCUUCAUUUUGUACCAACAAGAAUGGUUGAAAGCAGCUGGUGUGUCACAGUCACUCGGAUCUGAGGUCCAUUAGAACUGGUUAGCAGCAAAUGUAGCUGAGAUGACAAUUAAGUCCUGCUGCAGUAAUCUGAGAUGUUGUAAAACUUUAUAUAAAUUCUUAUAGAGCGGUAAGAGUAGUGUAUUCUCAUGUGGUAGAGCUGUUCUGAUUUGAGUUGGUCAUUUUUAUCAAAUGAUAAAUAACAACGAACACUGUCUCCUUAUGGGUCAAAAUAGUCUGACAGCCAUGAUGCCUUAUCCUUGCAGCAGGGCAAUAAGGGGAGAGAGAAGGAGCAGAGGUGAAUGUGAGUGGGUCACGGGGAGUCAGCUGUGAUCCUGCAGGUCUUCAGAGACUUUCUGGACUCGUUUCAUCAGGGCUCUGUCACUUAACCAGUUUGCUAAGUUGAUCUGUAGCCAUUGGCAAUCUAAAGAUACCAGCAUACCUGCAGGCUUAUGUUCCUCAAAGGCUUCGGGAUUUAACCUUUCGUUUAGAAGAUAAAACAAUGGCUCUUCAUGGGUUUUUGUGCACUUCUGGUUAUCUGAGAUGUAUCACACAAGCAGUCUUUUUCUCCAUAUGUGGUAUAAGCACCCCAUAAUUCAGUAUCUUUUGACAUAUGCUGCUUUCUUUGAGGUCAGGCCUGAGGUGUAGUGGUGUAGUGCAGUGAUAGUAGUCUUUGUUUAUCUGGGAAUGUACUGCCAAUGACCUACCCUUUGCUAGUGCUUAUUUCUAGUGAAGCUGUAACUGUUUGUUUUUUGUAAGCUGUUUCUCUCUGAUGAAAUGGCAAAUCAAGUUGCUAAUUCAUCACCUAAGCCUGAACUCAUUAUCAACCCCUGAUUUGGUUUAAUGCCUUCUGUGUAUUCUAAUGCAGAUGUAAGAUAAGUCUGGUAUUUUUUUCUCUUUUUUUUUAAACUGGACUUGGCUUCGUUUUCUGAAGCUCCGGUGUACUUUUUAUGAUGCACAUAUUUCUUUUUUUAAAUAGAUGCCAUAUUUAUAAGAAAUUGUACAUCUUAAUUUAAAAUAGUUUUCACAAAGAACAGUGAUGCCAUUGUUCAGACUGAGCAUUUGUGUUGCUGUAAAAAAAUAAAGUGAAUCUGUCUGUGUA